ACACGCAUCGCAUUCACACGCCUGAAACCGCGCUUUGUCGACAGCCGCAUUUAAACCGUGAUACGGAAACGCGAAAAGACGCGCCGGUCGCCUCUGCUUUGAUCGCGACACUUUUCUCAUCCCGAGCCUUCUCACCGACUCGUCGCCUUCGCACGCAGACAGCCAACAUGGCCGAUUUCUCUCCUGAGUCGCCGCUCGCGGCGCAGCUGCAGCAGGUCGUGCAGCCCAAGCUAGCAGAGAACGGGUGGACAACGGGCGGCGACGAUACAACGCUGUUCGAGUACAUUCUGCUCAUGCUGGCCAACGGCAAGGAUCAGGCGCAAGUCGCCGCAGAGCUCUCGAACGACCUGCUCGACCUCGGACCCGAAAAUACCGAGACUCAAGAGUUCGCGCAGUGGCUAUUCGGCCAAAUCGACGCGUUGCACGGGCAAGCUGCCGGCGGGGCUCAGGGCGCACCUUCGACAGACCAGGCCAUGGACGGCGGCGCACCAUCGUUCGUACCCGGCGGGCAAGACACGGAUAUGGAUGGCACGUCGGAAACCCAAGAGGGCAUGUACGUCAGACCAGCAGCUUUCCAUGGCGUGCAGCACCAACUGACACAACGCAGCCCCACCGGGCCAAAAGCCAUGCGCAACGGCAGCGGCCCGCAAUCAGCGCGCGGCGGUCCUCGUAGCGGACGCAACAUGCUCAACCAGGUGAACAGACAGAUGAAUCGAAACGACGACCCGCUACAUCGCGUUCGCGGCGGCGGAGGCAUUGGUCGAAACAACCGGGAACCGCCUCGAGGCCCCCGCGGCCAGAACCUCGGUCGCGGGAUGGAAGCCAUGGCGAGCGGCAGGGGCAUGAACCAGAUUGGUAAUAUCAACGGCGCUCCGGGACCCAUGAACGGAAUGAACGGAAUGAACGGCAUGGGCAUGGGCGGCAUGCCCGGGAUGCCGAUGCCAGCCAUGGGCGGCCAAAACGGCCAGAAUGGCAUGAACGGCGGCAUGGGCCUGAACCAGCAGCAGCAGAUGGCGCUCAUGCACAUGUACGAGCAGCAGGCCCAGAUGAUGCAGCAGAUCUUCUCAGGCGCAGCACCUACACCCUACGUCAACCCCAACUUCAACAGCAGAGGAGGCCGCGGCGGGCGAGGCGGGCGAGGAGGAGGACGCGGCGGCAUGCACCAGUCCACCAAGUUCACCAAGAAGGAGGGCCAGGACGAUGCCAUGACCGACGGUCCUGCAGGCGAGAAGGGCGACGGCAUGGAGGUCGAGAACACACGGCCGGAACCCUCAGCGACCAUGUGCAAGUUCAACCUGCGCUGCACCAACCCCGAUUGCCACUUUGUCCACCAGUCGCCAGCCGCUCCUCCUGGCACGACCAUAGACAUGGGAAGCGAGUGUGAGUUUGGCGCAGCGUGCAAAAACAAAAAGUGCGUUGGGAAGCACCCCUCGCCCGCGAAGCGCCAGCAGUUCCAGUCGGAGCAGGAGUGUGCCUUCUGGCCCAACUGCCGUGAUCCGGCCAACUGCCCGUACAAGCACCCCUCGGCACCACCGUGCCGCAACGGCGCUGACUGCACAACGGCCGACUGCAAGUUUUCGCACAGCUCGGUCAUGUGCAAGUUCAGCCCGUGCCUGAACCCGCGCUGCCAGUACAAGCACGCGCCCGGACAGAAGAAGAACAACACCAACGUGUGGGUUGCACCCAAGGACGGCGAACACGUCAGCCAGAGGAAAUUCAUCGACGAGAACCAAGACGAAGAGCUCAUCAUCCCUGGCCAGAACAGCCAGGCCACCAAGACGGAGCCUGAGAGCAUGGAGCAGGAUGUGGCAUUAUAGAUAGAUGAUGAGGAAUGAUGGCAAUGGUGGAAGUGGAAGACUGCACAAAAGCAGCAAAAGAGCACAUGUACUAUAUAGUCCUGGAUAGGAUGGGCCGGACGAGGCUGCGGCUCGCAGGCGUCGGGGAACAAAGUGUGGUUUCGGCAGCCGUUGGGCUGCCUUGUGUCUCUCUACACACUCUCUUCUGGCGUGCAGUUGUGAAGUGGCCCCGAGCUUAAAGUCGUGUCAUGAUGACAUGGUGCAUAUGCACAUGGGGUACCGCAGGGCUGAGAGCUCGGACGACAUCCGAGGCGAACUUCACGGGGACGAGCACCACACAUGGGCUGCCAUUGAGCCACCGUUUGCGCCUUGCCCCGCUCCCCCACCGCCGGCAAUGCUUGUC
This is a messenger RNA of Didymella exigua CBS 183.55, 2199 nucleotides long. RefSeq lists its product as uncharacterized. Bases 168 to 1817 code for a protein of 549 amino acids. The record is from RefSeq and is a predicted model, not a curated record. Gene Ontology annotation, cellular component: nucleus; cytoplasm. Gene Ontology annotation, molecular function: poly(A) binding. Gene Ontology annotation, biological process: regulation of mRNA stability. Lineage: Eukaryota; Fungi; Ascomycota; Dothideomycetes; Pleosporales; Didymellaceae. The transcript has a single exon.